This is a messenger RNA of Apis laboriosa (Himalayan honeybee), 4297 nucleotides long. RefSeq names its product tudor domain-containing protein 7-like (gene tapas). NCBI's taxonomy places the organism in Eukaryota, Metazoa, Arthropoda, Insecta, Hymenoptera, Apidae. The transcript has 17 exons. The record is from RefSeq and is a predicted model, not a curated record. Bases 223 to 3540 code for a protein of 1105 amino acids. Gene Ontology annotation, biological process: spermatogenesis.
AAAUCAGUUUUCACGAAGAAUAAAGAAGAGGGAAUGUUAGAAUCUAUCGAAUUGUUGCCAAAUACUGGUACAUUUGUACAAGAAGUAGUGAAGUUCAGUGCAGUUGGAAGAGAAAUUUAUGAUCUAUUAUAUAUAUGCGAUAUUUGAAGAAAGAAAAGAAUAUUAUUUUGUAACUAUAAUUUAUACAUUUAUUAAUAUUUCUAAAUAUAUAAGGAAGCAAUAAUGGAAAGAGAAGAAGUAAUAAAAAAUUUACGUGCAUGUCUUAUAUCUUCAAAAGGUGGUGUCAAAAUGGAAGACCUAAAUAGAGAUUAUAAAAUGCUCAUUGAUGAAAAUAUACCAUUUCGAAAAUUAGGAUAUCAGUCCUUAGUUGCCUUUUUACGUACUGUACAAAGUGUCAGAAUUAUUGAAAAAGCAGGAGAAUGUUUUGUGGAGGCUAUACCUAGUGAAGAAUCUGCACAUAUUACAAAGUUAAUUGCACGACAAAAAACAGUGACUAGAAAAUAUAAAAAAUUGGUAAAUACUCGAAAACCAACACCAUUCCGUCAACCUAUGAUGACAAAAAAAAAUGUUCACAAUAAAAGUAGCAAUAAUAAUGUAUAUUCACAAAUAAAUGGAAGACAAAAUAUAUCAUUUCCUACUAUGUCUACAAGAAUUACUAUUCAUCAAAAUAAUGAGAAACCUAGAUAUAUACAAUCUAAUUGUGGAAUUCCACCAAGCUCUCCUAGCAAAAGACUGAAAGAUAAACAAAUGAAUUCUGUUUUAUCAUCAAAUCAAAGUAUUAUUAAUAAGCCUAGAGAUGAGUUGCAAAUAAAAAAUAAUUUAAAGGCAAUAACGCCUGUGAUAAGUCAAAAACCAAAGACUGCUGAUAAUAAUUUGGAAAUGCUUCCUAAAAAAACAUCAAAUUUAAGUAACAGACUCAAAGUAAAUUCUAAUAUACCUUCAUUGUUGAAUUUACAUACUAAUAUUUCAACAUCUUCUCAUCAACCUAAAGUGUUAUCACCUCUUUCACCUGGUCAAGUUUUAGCAGAUGGUAAUAUAACAAAAUUACAACAAUCAUCAAUAAAUUCAAUUAUAGCAUUAGAUAAUAUUAAAAAAAAUGUGCCAAAACCACAACAUAUUGAUCCAAGAAAUGAAUUGAAAAAGAGAGCUAAUGCCUUAAAUCUUCCUGAACCUGUGUAUCAAAUUUGUCCUACAACAAUUAAAAAUACUAAAGAACCAACUGUAUUUGCACAAGUUAAGAUUGGUCCUCAUGGAUAUUCAAGUUACCCAGAAGAAGCACGUUCUGAAGAUGAAGCACAAAAACUUGCAGCAAAAUUUGCUUUACUCGAUCUUACUGAGAAAUAUGGUUUAUCUUUUAGUUUUAAUGAAACUAAAGACAAAAAUAUAAUAAAAGGACGAGUUUUAUCGAUAAUAGAUGCCCAUCCAAAUGGUAUUUUUAUGCAUCAGAUUCCUAUGUAUUAUAAACAACAAUUUGAGGAAAUUUUGCCAGGAAACUGGGAAAAAACUAUUGAAGCGAGUCCGGAAAUCAUUUUAGAAAAAGGUGUUGAUAAUUCAGUAAUUUUACGUCGGUUUAUUUCGUCUCCUGAGAAGAUACGUAAUAUAAUAUCAUCAAAGACAGAUAAAAUACAAUUAAAUCCAAUUGGUCCUAUUGCACCUGGACAAUUGCAAUUACCAGAAGAAGAUUUUUGGAUUGUAUCCGUUACUUGCGUUAUGAGUACUAUUGAAAUAUGGGUUAGAAUUGUAGGAGAUGCAUACAGUGAACAAUUUGAUAUUAUGUCCACUGAAAUGAGUCAACAUUAUAGUAAAAUUCAACAAUCUACCAAACAAUUAGUUAUUGAAACUGGAAAUUAUUAUGUUAUAUUUGAAGAUGAAUCAUGGCACAGAGUACGCUGUGUAGAUUAUAAUGUUGCAAAUGGAAUGGUUACAGUUUCAUUUAUUGAUUAUGGUGAUGAGGAUACUUUUCAUUACAGUAAAUUGCAAAUAUUGGAUAAAAAAUUUUGUGUGCUUCCUGCUCAAGCAUUAAGACUGUGUCUUUCUGGUUUGGAAGACUUCAGUGACUGUGAUAGCAUUGUUAACCAAGCUGAAAAACUUCUGCUUGAUCGUGCUUUUUAUGUGGAAGUAUUAAGUCGCAACAAAGAUCAAAAUAAACCUUCUGCAACAGUUGUAUUUUAUGACACAGAUGGACCAGAUGAUAUCAAUUUAAAUAUAGAAUUGUUUAAACAAAUUUUACAAAGUGUAAUAGUUGCUCCUAAAUUAGAUAUUGAAGGGCAAGUAUCUGAAGUAUUUAUUUCUCACAUAGAACAGAAUGGUGACAUUUAUGUACAAGUACAAUGUGAAAGUAUGAAACUUUUAGUUAGUUUAUUAAAUCGAUUAAUUUGUACUGGAUUAAAUUCAGAAGAUCUAGAAAACUGUAUUGUAACUACAGUUGAUUCUAGUAAAACAUACUUUGUAUCGGUAAAUAACAAUUGGUACAGAGGAAAGCUUUUAAGUGAUGAUUCUUACAAUCAAUUAAGUGCAUUUUUAAUUGAUUUUGGUAAAACUGUCACUACAACGAAAAAUAAUCUUCUUUCUUUAGAAACGUUAUCUCAAGUUUUAGCAAGUUAUCCUCCUCAGGCUUUGAAAGUACAUCUUCAUAACAUUGAUAAAUCAAUGUUCAAUGAAAAGAUGGUUGCAAAACUUGCAGAACUUGCACCAAAAGGCGAAUCACUUCUUAUAAAAGUAGUAUCAUCUCUAAAUGGAAUACCAGUUGUAGAAUUAUUUAAAAGAAUUCAACCAAGUAACAUGCUUGUUUCUGUAAAUAAUACUCUAGCUCUUGAAGAAGAACUUACAAAAACACAUGGCGAUGGUAAUAAUAAUGUAAAACCAAGAAAACGUAUAGAACGUAUAAAUUCUAAACUCGCAAGAGAUGACGACGAUGAAGUUGUAAAAUCUUUAAAACCACCAAAAAUCUCUGGUAUUGGUGAAUAUUUCGAUGUUCAUGUAACAAUGGCAGCUCAUCCUGGAAAUUUUACUAUUCAACCAUUUGAUGACAAACGAUUGUUAGAAACAAUGAUGAUUUCAUUACAAGAAGCUUGUCAAACAUAUAAAGGUUCAGCUCCAACUUUAGAAUUAAUAAAAGAAGGUAAACUUUAUGCAGCCCAACAUAUUGAUGGUCACUGGUAUAGGGUAUGCAUUUCAAGUAUAAUUAAAGAAAAUAUGGUUAGUGUUUAUUUUUGCGAUUUUGGAGAUGUAUCAGUACUGCCAUUAAAUAAAUUACAACCUUUGAAAAGUCAGUUUUUAGAACUACCAUAUCAAGCUAUUAAAGCGAGACUUGCUGGCAUACGACCUAUUAAUGUUGACUGGUCUGUUGAAGAUAGUUUAAGAUUUCAAGAAUUAGUUGUGGAUAAAAAUUUCGUAUCAAUAGUUGUUGAAUCCAAACCCGAUGGAUUGUCUCCUGCUGAUACUAUAUUGGGUUUAAAAUUAAUAGAUGUUAAUACAGCUGAAGAUAUUUACAUUGAUCGACUUUUAGUAGAAGAAGGUCGAGCUACAGUCAUUGAUUAAAGAAACAUGCAUAGUGUGCAUACAUGGAUAUAGUUGAAAAAAACAAAAUUAUCAUAGUGAAACUAACUAGUUUCUGAUCUUUGGUAUGCAAUAUAUGUACCUACAGAUUAAUAAUUGUUUCCUAUAUUUAUGCUAAACAAACUUUGUACAGUUUUACGUUUGAGAACAUAGUUGUUUGUAUAUAAAAGUAAUAUUUUUAUUUAAUAGUAUUUGCAAAAUACUUAGACAUUGAUAAUUCAUAAAAAAAAAAAACAAUAAAAAUAAUAGUAAUAUGAAUGUAUAAACAUGCACCAAACAAAUGUGUAUGUAUAUACAUAUUAUCUAUAUCUAUAUCUAUAAUAUCCUUUAAGAAUUACAGUUCUUUAUUUUUUCAAAAAUAAUAAUUUAUUAAUCUAACUUUUAAAAAUGAUAUGUAUGUAUUCUUAGAUUUGUGACUAAGACUAUAUUUAAUUUUUGAAUAAUUUCUUUAUGUUGCAGAAUAAUUGAACACAUACUUUUUCAUAUAUUCAUAUAUUUUUUCAUAUAUUUUUGUUAGUAUAUUCUAUUUUUUUAAGAUAUUUGAUUUUUUAAUAUUUUUUUCUUGUUUAGUUCUUAUUAACAUGCGAUAUAAUUACAAAUUGGCUGUGGCAUAUAAAAGACAAAAAUAUUUUGGCGAAAAUAGAUAGCAUUCCAUUUCUUCUAAUACAUUGGUAUGCGCUUUUUUUCAUUAAUUUUUUCUUAUUUAUAAUUUUAUGAGGAUAUUAAAUGAUAAAAAAUA